Messenger RNA from Epinephelus moara (kelp grouper), 2556 nucleotides. RefSeq names its product calpain-1 catalytic subunit-like. The record is from RefSeq and is a predicted model, not a curated record. Gene Ontology annotation, cellular component: cytoplasm. Gene Ontology annotation, biological process: proteolysis. The transcript is spliced from 22 exons. NCBI's taxonomy places the organism in Eukaryota, Metazoa, Chordata, Actinopteri, Perciformes, Serranidae. Gene Ontology annotation, molecular function: calcium-dependent cysteine-type endopeptidase activity. Bases 41 to 2119 code for a protein of 692 amino acids.
CUUUCUGACACCAGCCUUCGAGAGCCCAAACACUGCAGCAAUGCCUCCUCCCGGUGUGUGUCUGAACAUCAUGGAGGCUCGUCAGAAGCAAAACGGAUAUGGAAGCUUCACCAACCCUGACAGGUUUUUCAACCAAGACUACCAGCAGCUGAAACAGUACUGUGUCGUCCGAGGAGUGAGGUACAUUGAUGACACGUUCCCCCCUGACAGGCACUCCAUCGGUGAAGGGAUACUGAGCCCUUCUGAUCUGGCCCGUGUAGUGUGGCAGAGACCAGCGAAAAUUGCUCCUCAUCCAGUCUUCGUACUUGACGGGGUCUCCAGGUUUGAUUUUGGUCAAGGAAUACUAAAAAACUGCUGGUUUCUUGCUGCUAUUGGAGCUCUGACAUUUCAGAAGGACGUCCUCGGGCAAGUUGUCCCUCUCGAGCAAACAUUUGAUGAGAAAUACUGCGGACUGUUCCACUUCAGGUUCUGGAGAUUUGGAAGAUGGGUGGAUGUCAUCAUUGAUGACAAGCUACCGACAAUCAAUGGGAGACUGAUCUUUGUUCAUUCCAAACACCAAAAUGAGUUCUGGCCUGCUUUGAUGGAGAAAGCCUAUGCCAAAGUGUGUGGUUCUUACGUCGACAUGAAUGCUGGAAUUCCUGCAGAGGCCAUGAUGGACUUCACUGGUGGUGUUCACAUGUCUAUCCAGCUGUCAGAUCCCCCUGCACAACUGUGGGAGCUGAUGUGCAGAGCCGGCCAAUCCAAGUCACUUAUGAGCUGUGGUACACCUCAAGGGGAGACCCCUGACAACACUGUCUCGAAAACUGGAUUGGUCCAAGGCCAUGCCUACACAAUCACAGGUUUGAAACAGAUGAUGAGCCAAGAAAAACUAGUAAACCUGGUGCGUUUGUGGAACCCAUGGGGCAAAGGAGAGUGGAAUGGAGACUGGAGUGAUCGGUCAUCGCUGUGGCAAACCGUGAGUGCCAAAGAUCGUGAAAUGUGCCUUUCAGUGGCUGAUGAUGGAGAGUUUUGGAUGACUAUUGGAGACUUCUAUAAGUUCUACGCGAAUCUUGACAUCUGCUCCCAGUAUCCCGACUUCCUUGAUGCACACUCCUCUUACCGCUGGAAGACUUCAAUGUAUGAGGGCAGAUGGGUUGCAGGAACAACUGCUGGAGGAUGCGCGAAAAAUAAAGACAGUUUCUGGACUAAUCCACAGUAUCGGGUCAAGAUUGGCGGUGAAUAUUCAGGGAAAGAUGGCGAGAAAAAUGUGCUAAUAUCUCUCAUGCAGAAGUCUGACAAAAGGAACAGACACCUGGUUCAAAAUUUUCACAUUGGAUUAAGCGUGUUUGAGGUAAACGAACAAUACAAGGCACAGAGAGGGAAGUUCCCACCCUCUUUCUUCAGCAGCAAUGCACCCGCUGUCCAAACUUUGACCUUCAUAAAUGCACGUGAGGUGAUGGAGUUUGUAAUGCUGAAGCCUGCUGAAUACCUGAUUGUGCCGUGUACCUUCAGCCCAAACGAGUCAGCCUCCUUCAUCCUGACCAUCUUCUCCAAGGAAGAGACCCAUGGCUAUGAGAAUUCUGGUGAUCAUGAGCCAGUACCAAAGCUCGAAGAGGUCACAGAUGCACAGGAUGAUGAAAACAAGAAAACAUUUUUCCGUCACCACUCUGACAAGUACGAAGAAGUGGAUGCUGAGCAGCUCCAAAGGCUUCUAAAUGAACGCAUCCUGCAAGGGGACUUGAAAUCUGGAGGCUUUACCAUUGAUGCCUGUCGCAGCAUGGUUGCUCUGAUGGAUACAUCGAUCACUGGCAAACUGAACAGUGAGGAAUUUGUUCGUCUGUGGAGGAAGGUCGUUGCAUACAAGGACAUUUUCUUCCUCACUGAUGUUUCACGAACUGGAACCCUGUCAAUGAGUGAGCUGAGGAAUGCUUUCGAAGCUUCAGGAAUGAGAGUCAAGGAUGACAUGCUCAAUUUGAUGGCUCUACGCUACGGUGCCUCUUCUGGCCACAUGACGCUGGAGAGCUUCAUCAGUCUCAUGCUUCGCUUGGGCUGCAUGUACAAAAUUUUCCAACAGCUGUCUGAUGGGAAAGCCAUGAAUCUCAAAGAGUCAGAGUGGAUGUACGUUUCAAUGUACACUUAACCCAAAAAGGAAGAUGGACGGCGCAAUUCACAAGGACAAAACAGGGAUAGAUGUUUCAAACGAGUGUUUUCUUUUCAUUUUAAAAUCUGCAUCAAUAGAUAAAAGCUGUAUCUUUCUAUGAAUAAUUCAUUACACAAUAUGAACUGUAACUAAAAGGUUCUUUAUUUUCACUACUAUACUUCUAUUGCAGUAAAAUACACAAUAAUGUGAAAACAUAACCAAUCCUUUGUAGACAUGUUGAUAGGCUCGAUAUGGAAUUGCAUUAUGUUAAAAUGAUAGAUUGAGUUACUGCACUUUUUUUUUGUAUUAUUUGUAGACUUAUAAUGUAGGCUGAUCUUUUCACCCACAACAAAUUUCAGAUUUCAGGAUAUGAAAUGCAGUCACUUUAACUGCAAAAACCAUGUUGACCAUUUUCUAUAACUUUUUCAAAAAUAAUA